UUCCAACGUGGGGUAAACAAGAGCCGCGCGCCGACCCGGAAAUAAAAGCGGGAGUUUGGCCGGGCUGGAAGCAGUCCGGGGAAGGGCAGCUAUGGCUGUGGUCUUAGCUCCGGUUGGAGCGCCCUGCGGUUCGGAGCCGGGCCCCGCGGAGGAACUCGCCAAGCUCGAGUAUCUGUCCUUGGUGUCCAAGGUUUGCACGGAGCUGGACAACCACCUGGGGAUCAACGACAAGGAUCUCGCUGAGUUUGUGAUCAGUCUCGCUGAGAAAAAUACCACCUUUGACACUUUCAAGGCUUCCCUGGUAAAAAACGGCGCAGAAUUUACGGACUCCCUGGUCAGCAACCUGCUGCGCCUCAUCCAGACCAUGCGACCCCCGGCAAAGCCAUCCACGAGCAAAGAUCCGGUUGUGAAGCCCAGGAGUGAGAAGGAGAAGCUGAAGGAGCUGUUCCCCGGGCUCUGCCAGCCUGACGAUCCUGCCGUCCGGACCAUGCUGGACGAGGAUGACGUGAAGGUCGCCGUGGACGUCCUGAAAGAGCUGGAGGCCCUGAUGCCCAGCGCCACGGGCCAGGAGAAGCAGAGAGACGCGGAGCACCGGGACAGGAUGAAGAAGAAAAAGCGGAGCCGGAGCCGGGACCGGGACCGGGACAGAGUCAGAGACAGAGGAGACCGAGACCACAGGCACAGGCACCCGUCCUGCUCGCGGUCUCACUCCCGGGCCCAGGAGAGGAAUAGAGGGAAGUCCAGGUACCGGUCCAGGAGCAGGAGCCAGAGCCCCGCCAAGGACCGGAAGGACCCCCGGGACAAGUAUGGGGAGAGGAGCCUGGACAGGUGGCGGGACAAGCACGUGGACCGCCCGCCACCCGAGGAGCCGGCCAUUGGCGACAUCUACAAUGGCAAGGUCACCAGCAUCAUGCAGUUCGGGUGCUUCGUGCAGCUGGAGGGGCUGAGGAAGCGGUGGGAAGGCCUGGUGCACAUCUCUGAGCUGCGGCGUGAGGGCCGCGUGGCCAACGUGGCGGACGUGGUGAGCAAGGGCCAGCGGGUCAAGGUCAAAGUGCUGUCCUUCACGGGGACCAAGACCAGCCUGAGCAUGAAGGACGUGGACCAGGAGAGCGGAGAGGACCUGAACCCAAACCGGCGGCGGAACCUGGUCGGGGAGGCCAGCGAGGAGACGUCUAUGCGGAACCCGGACCGGCCCAGCCACCUGUCGCUGGUCAGCGCCCCCGAGGUGGAGGAUGAUUCCCUGGAGCGCAAGCGUCUGACGCGUAUCUCGGACCCCGAGAAGUGGGAGAUCAAGCAGAUGAUCGCGGCCAACGUCCUCUCCAAGGAGGAGUUUCCGGACUUCGACGAGGAGACGGGCAUCCUCCCGAAGGUGGACGACGAGGAAGAUGAGGACCUGGAGAUAGAGCUGGUGGAGGAGGAGCCCCCAUUCCUGCGAGGCCACACAAAGCAGAGCAUGGACAUGAGCCCCAUCAAGAUCGUCAAGAACCCAGACGGCUCCCUGUCCCAGGCCGCCAUGAUGCAGAGCGCGCUGGCCAAGGAGCGGCGGGAGCUGAAGCAGGCGCAGCGGGAGGCCGAGAUGGACUCCAUCCCCAUGGGCCUCAACAAGCACUGGGUCGACCCCCUGCCUGACGCUGAGGGCAGGCAGAUCGCGGCCAACAUGCGGGGCAUCGGGGUGAUGCCCAGCGACAUCCCCGAGUGGAAGAAGCACGCGUUCGGGGGCAACAAGGCGUCCUACGGCAAGAAGACGCAGCUGUCCAUCGUGGAGCAGCGGGAGGGGCUGCCCAUCUACAGGCUGAAGGGCCAGCUGGUGCAGGCGGUCCACGACAACCAGAUCCUCAUCGUCAUUGGCGAGACAGGGUCUGGGAAGACCACACAGAUCACCCAGUACCUGGCAGAGGCCGGCUACACGUCUCGGGGCAAGAUCGGCUGCACCCAGCCCAGGCGUGUGGCCGCCAUGUCCGUUGCCAAGAGGGUGUCAGAGGAGUUUGGCUGCUGCCUGGGGCAGGAGGUGGGCUACACCAUCCGCUUCGAGGACUGCACCAGUCCUGAGACCGUCAUCAAGUACAUGACAGACGGCAUGCUGCUGCGCGAGUGCCUGAUCGACCCUGACCUGACGCAGUACGCCAUCAUCAUGCUGGACGAGGCCCACGAGCGCACGAUCCACACCGACGUCCUCUUCGGGCUGCUGAAGAAGACGGUGCAGAAGCGGCAGGACAUGAAGCUGAUUGUCACCUCGGCCACGCUGGACGCGGUCAAGUUCUCCCAGUAUUUCUACGAGGCUCCCAUCUUCACCAUCCCGGGCCGCACCUACCCCGUGGAGAUCCUGUACACCAAGGAGCCCGAGACCGACUACCUGGACGCCAGCCUCAUCACUGUCAUGCAGAUCCACCUCACUGAGCCGCCAGGUGACAUCCUGGUCUUCCUGACCGGGCAGGAGGAGAUUGACACGGCCUGUGAGAUCCUCUACGAGAGGAUGAAGUCGCUGGGCCCCGAUGUCCCCGAGCUGAUCAUCCUGCCCGUGUACUCUGCUCUGCCCAGCGAGAUGCAGACCCGAAUCUUCGACCCGGCCCCACCCGGCAGCAGGAAGGUCGUGAUUGCCACCAACAUCGCAGAGACCUCGCUGACCAUCGAUGGCAUCUACUAUGUGGUGGAUCCUGGCUUUGUGAAGCAGAAGGUCUACAACUCCAAGACGGGCAUCGACCAGCUCGUGGUGACGCCCAUCUCGCAGGCCCAGGCAAAGCAGCGUGCGGGCAGGGCAGGCCGCACGGGCCCUGGCAAGUGCUACCGGCUGUACACGGAGCGUGCCUACCGCGACGAGAUGCUCACCACCAACGUGCCCGAGAUCCAGAGGACCAACCUGGCCAGCACCGUGCUGUCCCUCAAGGCCAUGGGCAUCAACGACCUGCUGUCCUUCGACUUCAUGGACGCCCCCCCGAUGGAGACCCUCAUCACGGCCAUGGAGCAGCUCUACACACUGGGGGCCCUGGACGACGAGGGCCUGCUUACCCGCCUGGGCCGCAGGAUGGCGGAGUUCCCGCUGGAGCCGAUGCUGUGCAAGAUGCUCAUCAUGUCAGUGCACCUGGGCUGCAGCGAGGAGAUGCUGACCAUCGUGUCCAUGCUGUCCGUGCAGAACGUCUUCUACAGGCCCAAGGACAAACAAGCCCUCGCUGACCAGAAGAAGGCCAAGUUCCACCAGACGGAGGGUGACCACCUCACACUGCUGGCCGUGUACAACUCCUGGAAAAACAACAAGUUCUCCAACCCCUGGUGCUAUGAGAACUUCAUCCAGGCCCGCUCCCUGCGCCGGGCGCAGGACAUCCGCAAGCAGAUGCUGGGCAUCAUGGACAGGCACAAGCUGGACGUAGUGUCAUGUGGCAAGUCCACAGUGCGUGUGCAGAAGGCCAUCUGCAGCGGCUUCUUUCGUAACGCAGCCAAGAAGGACCCGCAGGAGGGCUACCGCACGCUCAUCGACCAGCAGGUGGUCUACAUCCACCCCUCCAGCGCCCUCUUCAACCGGCAGCCUGAGUGGGUGGUGUACCACGAGCUGGUGCUGACCACGAAGGAGUACAUGCGCGAGGUCACCACCAUCGACCCGCGCUGGCUGGUGGAGUUCGCCCCCGCCUUCUUCAAGGUCUCCGACCCCACCAAGCUCAGCAAGCAGAAGAAGCAGCAGCGCCUGGAGCCCCUGUACAACCGCUACGAGGAGCCCAACGCCUGGAGGAUCUCGAGAGCCUUCCGGCGGCGCUGAGGCCCUGGGCCCGCACCCUGGCCGUGCAGUCCCGCAGGGUGGAGCUGCACCCUCACCUCCGUCGGGGACUUUUGGGGUCACCCUGUAUCGCUUCCAGGAGGGCGGCCCGGGGGACGGGAGCCCGAUGCUGUCUGCACCCUGCCCUCCCAGCCCUCCGCGUCCUUCCCGUCACCUCUGGAGAUAUUUAUUUUCUUAAGGAAACGAGAAUGGCUUCCUGUGGUGUGUCUUUAGCUGAGGGGCCACCGCUCUGCACUCUAGGGGUGUGGUGGAGAAUCCUGUAGCUGAUCUGGGCACCAAGGCCCGGCUCUGCCAGAGUGGCCCGAGUUACCGGCCUUGUAGGGUGCUGCCAGCUGGCCCUGCUCAGUGUGCACCGUGUCGUUUCCUUUGGAGGCGUCCUGGGCGAGGGCACAAGUGUGCUUCACUCCGUGUGUGUGUGUGUGUGUGUGUGUGUGUGUGUGUGUGCAUGCGCGUGCGUGCACACGUGCGCAUCCUCUGGGGACUUCAGUGGAUUUUGCAUCCCUGUCGCCCCCACCCCAGCACAAAGCUGACCUUGUGCCCCAGAUCUUGCUCUUGGUUCUCUCUGCUUCCUGUUGGGCAGUGGCCACUGCUACCCCAUGAGUUCAUGGUGCUGGGGGCCCCGCGGUACCGGACAUGAGGCCGUGCUGCUGAGGGUCACACACAGGUGUCAUCACCAGGCAGCAGAACGCACCCUGUGGACGCUGUUCAUGGGGUGUGGGCUGCUGAGCUGGGUGCCCCCGUCUUAACUCCUGCCCAGAUCUCUGUGCCAAGGCUGCUCCUGGGCCCAGACUGCCCUGGUGCUGUGCCUAGCACCCACUCUAAGGAGAGAAGCUUGGGUUUUGUUGCAAUGGGGGUAGAACUGGGGGAGCCCUACCUCCACUGCAUCCCAGCCUUUUCAAGACAGAGCCCCCCAGAGUUGGCCUCGAGCUUGGGAUGCUCCUGCCUCAGCCUCCCCCCCCUGUAGCUAGGUUAGCAUGUAUGCAUCACCACCUGCAGCAGUGUGGGGUCUCUGCUGUCCAUCGGAGCAGCUGUGGUGACGGUCACCUGGGGGUGGGAGGGCAGCUGUUGUGUUCGUGUCAGGCUGGGGGCGCGGGUUUCUUGUCUACCCAGAGCCACCAUCCUGGGAUGCAGGCAGCCAAGGUCAGUGCUGGACUCCGCUUCCCUGCCCUCCCACCUUGAGGACUGCUCCCCUCUCCCCGACCUGGGGCUCCCACCUGACCGGCGAUCCUUCCCCCAGUGGC
Messenger RNA from Fukomys damarensis (Damara mole-rat), 5007 nucleotides. It is a transcript of the gene Dhx8, whose product is annotated as DEAH-box helicase 8. The coding region runs from base 92 to 3748 and encodes 1218 amino acids. The transcript is spliced from 23 exons. Gene Ontology annotation, molecular function: RNA binding; ATP binding; RNA helicase activity. Lineage: Eukaryota; Metazoa; Chordata; Mammalia; Rodentia; Bathyergidae. The record is from RefSeq and is a predicted model, not a curated record. Gene Ontology annotation, cellular component: catalytic step 2 spliceosome; intracellular anatomical structure. Gene Ontology annotation, biological process: spliceosomal complex disassembly; mRNA splicing, via spliceosome.